Molecule: messenger RNA, 1326 nt
Organism: Thlaspi arvense
Lineage: Eukaryota; Viridiplantae; Streptophyta; Magnoliopsida; Brassicales; Brassicaceae
Source: the annotation of a GenBank genome assembly
AUGCAAUUGGCGGCUGUGGCAGUGUCAAGACUACAGGGAGAGCUUGCCAAAGAUGGUAGAGAACUGCCUGCUCCACCAAAACGGCCAAGGGAAAAUUUACUUUCUUCAAAAGCUUCUGUUGUUAGAUCCUCUGAGAAAACAAGAAAUAAAAGUGCAUUGGCUCAAUUCUGUAUGGAUCUUACUGCUCGAGCUGGUGAUGGACUCAUUGAUCCAGUGAUUGGCCGUGACAGAGAAGUUCAGAGAAUUGUCCAAAUACUUUGCCGGAGGACAAAAAAUAAUCCUAUUCUUCUUGGGGAAGCUGGAGUUGGGAAAACAGCCAUUGCUGAAGGGCUGGCAAUUAAUAUUACUUUAGGAAAUGUUCCCAUUUUUCUAAUGACAAAGCGCAUUAUGUCUUUGGAUAUUGGUCUAUUAAUUGCUGGGGCAAAGGAGAGGGGAGAGUUGGAAGGACGUGUUACUGCAUUGAUAAAAGAAUUUCGUGUACUGGAGCAUUUCAUGUUCUUGGCAUUACAGUGUAUUGCAUCCACAACUAUGACCGAGUACAGGAUCCAUUUUGAAAAGGAUAAAGCACUGGCACGAAGGUUCCAGCCUGUGAUUAUUAAUGAACCAAGUCAGGAGGAUGCAGUCAGGAUACUGUUGGGUUUGCGUGAAAAAUAUGAGGCCCAUCACAAAUGUAAGUACACAUUAGAGGCCUUAAAUGCUGCAGUGCACCUUUCAGCAAGGUACAUUCCAGAUAGGCAUCUUCCAGACAAGGCUAUUGAUCUCAUUGAUGAAGCUGGAAGUAAAGCUCGUAUAGAAUCUUUCAAAAAGAGAAAGGAGCAGCAAACUUGCAUACUUUCAAAGUCACCAUAUGAUUACUGGCAAGAGAUUAGGGCUGUUCAGGCCAUGCAUGAAAUGGUCCAAGCAAGUAAUAUUAAUAUAGGUGAUGGCACUUCUAACAUUGAAGACAAUGCCAAACUUCUGGAUAGCUCUUUGCCUGGCACAUCUACUGAUGAUGAAUGUAUGGUGGUUGGACCUGGUGAAAUAGCAGCAGUUGCUUCACUUUGGUCAGGAAUUCCAGUUCAGCAGCUCACUGCUGAUGAGAGAUUGCGUCUGGUGGGUCUUGACAAGCAGCUUAGGAAAUGGGUUGUUGGCCAAGAUGAGGCAGUUUCUGCUAUUUGUCGGGCUGUUAAGAGAUCCCGGGUUGGCUUGAAGGAUCCUAGGAGGCCAAUUGCGGCAAUGCUGUUCUGUGGCCCCACUGGGGUUGGCAAAACAGAACUAACAAAGGCUUUGGCUGCUUGCUAUUUUGGUUCAGUAAGACUUUGCAUAUAUCAUUUCUUUAAAAUUUAA